UUUCCACUGAAUUUGUCCCUCUCCCUUUCCCGAUGGAAAAGGAAACUUUUUGGAGCUCCAACGGACAUUCCGGCGACGUCCAGCCACCGCCGGCGAUGCGCUCUGGCUCGUCCAAGCAAUCAGCGCGCUGCUUUCAUAACCUCAUCUGGAAGCAGCCUCUGACCCACGACGCCGACUUGGAGUCGGCGCUCAGCUCUCUUGUCUCGUCCCCGGCGCCGUCCCACCCGAUGCUUUCAUCCGAUCGCGCCGUCAUAGGAGAGCUCAUCGGUCGGAUGGAGACCAUAUGCAACUCCGAUGAGAUGUCCACGGGCUCUCAAUGCCAUAGCGCCAAAAAUUCUUGCUACAGCAGUCCCUUGAACUCCCCUCCGCGGCUUAACCUUUCCGCCGUGGAUCACCGACAUGGCCGGGGAGGCCUACCAGUUCUCUUGAAUCCAGAUACUGGAGCCCUCUGCAUGCCGUUCUCGGACGACCAAUGGUUUGCGGAUCGAACCGCGAGUCUUUCUCGCUGUGGAGGAAUGUUCUCCCCCGACUUCGAAGGGAAAUUCCGGCUCCCGGAGACUCCCGUGCAGCUCCCGGGGGCCUCGAGCAGCAAGUCUCUCACUGGAUGUCGCACGGGCGGCGCCCAACUGGAGAUGGAGACGAGGUCUCAAUUUGGAAGACUUCUAACACUGCAGGGGGCGGAGGUCGGCGAUGGGCAAGAGGAAUCGUCGACCUCCGACCGGGUUACAGCGGAGGCAACUUCCUUGAACUUGAGAGGGAUCAGCGACAGCAAUUCGAAAAAAAGAAAGCUCCCUGCAAAGGAUAAAGGAAAGGAAUCCGCCACCAAUCUUCCAAAUAUGGCAGAGAAUUCUGAUGCGAAGAGAUGCAAAUUAGGCAAAACAAAUGACGCCGUAGAGAAUUCUGGUGCUGCAGAGGAGGCCACGACGAAGACUGAGCAAAACGGAGAUACCGGUCAGACAUCCAGCAAAGAUAACGAUAGUAAGCCACCUGAGCCACCGAAGGACUACAUCCACGUAAGAGCAAGAAGAGGACAAGCCACUGAUGCUCACAGUCUAGCUGAGAGAGUGAGAAGAGAGAAGAUCAGCAAGAGGAUGAAGUUCCUGCAGGAUCUCGUGCCCGGUUGCAACAAGGUUACUGGUAAAGCCGUAAUGCUCGACGAGAUCAUAAACUACGUGCAGUCGUUGCAACAGCAAGUCGAGUUCCUCUCCAUGAAGCUGGCCACGCUGAAUCCUCAAUUCGAAAACAUGGAAAACCUCCUUCCAAAAGAAAAGUACCAAGUGAGUGGGGCAAUGCCAGGGCCACUUUAUCCAUCAGAAAUGGCCAUUGCAGCGUAUCCAUGUGCAGACCUCGAAGCCCAGUUCUUGAAUCCUCAGACUCAAACAAUGCAAUUGGCUGCCAUGGAUGGACUUGCGGAUGCUACCCCUCAGCUUGCGGAAUUUUGGGAAGGCCUGCAGACUGCUGCUCAGAUCAACUUUGGACACGACCAUUUGUGUGGAGACUGUUGCAGAACAAGAUCAUAAACUUUUAAGGGCGAAUAUUUCAUUUCUUCUAGCACGAGGUUUGUAACAAUUGAAAGCCUGGGAGUGGAGGAGCAUUGUAUGAAAAAUAUCUGAUUUGAAAUAUAUUGAGGCAGUGUUCUUUAUGUAA
Zingiber officinale is the source of this 1647-nucleotide messenger RNA. Its product is annotated as transcription factor bHLH77-like. Bases 33 to 1520 code for a protein of 495 amino acids. The transcript is spliced from 8 exons. Lineage: Eukaryota; Viridiplantae; Streptophyta; Magnoliopsida; Zingiberales; Zingiberaceae. Gene Ontology annotation, molecular function: protein dimerization activity; DNA-binding transcription factor activity. Gene Ontology annotation, biological process: regulation of DNA-templated transcription. Gene Ontology annotation, cellular component: nucleus. The record is from RefSeq and is a predicted model, not a curated record.